Messenger RNA from Manis pentadactyla (Chinese pangolin), 914 nucleotides. RefSeq lists its product as uncharacterized. Lineage: Eukaryota; Metazoa; Chordata; Mammalia; Pholidota; Manidae. The transcript has 3 exons. The coding region runs from base 1 to 885 and encodes 294 amino acids. The record is from RefSeq and is a predicted model, not a curated record.
AUGACGGCGGCCCCUCGCCCGCCGCCCAGCCCCGGGUCACACUUGAACCUCAGCUCGCCCGCCCUCACCCUCGAGGCCCCCGGUGAGAAAAUCCACACAUGGCAAAACGCCCACCGGCCUCCACGUCUGCGCGACACGGCGCGGACCCUCUACCUGCAACCCUGGCCCGGGCGGCAGGAGCGGGUUGGCGUCGCGGCCCUGGGCCAGGCCGAAGCGAGGCGCGGGGUGGAGGGCAGCCACCCUCACCACCCGACCGGACGGAAGAGCAGCGGCUCCGGUGAGCUCCUCCCCAAAUGCCACGGAGAACUUGACCAGCGGCACGCACGUAUGCCCCGGGCGCAUCCGCUCCGCUCCCUCCCUUCCCGGGCGGCUCCUCCGGCGGAGUGUGUCAACUCCUGGACCCUGGCCGGAACCCGCGAGCCCACAACCCGCGUAGGCCGCUUCCCGACCCCGCGGGCCACGCGCUGCACACCGAGCCACUCGCAGGAGCGCCCAGUCGUCCAGCUCCGCCGCGCCCUCAGGCGGAGACAGGGGUUACCGCGCCACGUCUGGGUCCCGCCGCGCCCCGCAGCCACGUACCUUAAAGCCCGCAGAGCCGUCGCUGUCGCCUUCACCCUGAAGCAGGGCCCCCUCUCGACCCUCCACCACAGGUCUGUCACAGCGGGAGACGCUUCUUGGCUGAGCUCUCUUAAGUCCGGCCGGGCCAGCGGCUCAAGUCCGAGCCGAUCGCCGCCCUCAGGCCGCCUCGGGAGAGCGGCGGAGGGGCGAGGCGGCGAUCCGAGGCCGGUACCGCCCCCGCAUGCGAGCCGGAGGAUGCCCCAGCUGAGCAUGGCGCGGGUGCGUCCGCAUCUGCUGCGUGGACUGGACGGUGCGGGCCGCUCCUGACCGGAACGAAGCACGGACGGAACGGCAGA